AUGAGAGGGGAUGGUUUUGGUGCGGGCCUCCAGGGGCGCGGCGCUGGGCGUUUCGACCGUGGCCGCGGCCGCGGCCGCGGCUUCGACUCCCACGUCUGGAAGCGCAAGACGGAGAUGGGGAGUUCCUCCACUACGAACGACAAGUGGGAAGAGGUGGCCGGCGGUCUGCAGGACCCCCAAGAGACGGCGGCGUCUGAGGGGCGGCAGGAAGCUCCUCCCCAUCGUCAAGAGAUGCGUGGUGGAGAUAGCGGAAGCGACAAGGUGCACCGCGUCUUCGACAAGAACAACGUCUCUGCCAUGAACCGCGAGUACUCCUCCUCUGGUAUUAUCGCUCCACCUUGUGAUGCUUGUCAGAUCUGCCAUCUACCUGGGCACUUUACUGUUAGAUGCCCUCAAGCUUUCUGUGAGAGAUGUAAGAAAAGAGGUCACUUAUCCUUUGUUUGCAAUGAGUUCUUCCCUUGGGAUCACACGCCUGUGAUGUGUGCAUUUCAAACCAAGGGUCGGGGUUUCUUUUACAUUCCUGACUACAGCGUGGAUAGGCAGAGCAGGGAUAACGUUUUCAAUAUAGUUGUCACCAUUAUUGAUGGCUCGGCUCAGACCAAAGAUAUUGAGCAUGAGCUAAGUGUGUAUGUUGGCCAGGGGUGGCGUUGCUCUGCUAGAUUCUUUGCUCCUCAGAAGUUUGUAAUGAGAAUGCCGAAUCCUAGAGAGGUUGACAGAGCUCUUUUUGUUGAAAAUAUCAAGUUGAAAAAUUGUGGGGUUAGUGUCAAGUUCUCUCCCUGGUCUGAGGAUAUUGAUUCUGAGGGACUGUUAGAGAUUGCUUGGGUUAGGAUUGGGAAAAUUCCACCUAACAAGAGAUGUGACAAAACUGUUGCUUAUGUGGGAGGGUUAGUUGGAAUUACCCUGGAAGUUGAUAUGUCAACUAUAAAUCGUCCCUCUUCUGUCAGAGCUAAAAUUGGUUGUAGAUCGAUAGCUCAACUUCCUGCCACUGCUGAAGGGGUGCUUGCAGGACGCUUCUACAGGUUCACUUAUGAAGUUGAGGAGGUUUUGGGUGGCAAGGCCUGUCGCCUGCUAUACGAUGAUAAGGAGGGAUCUCCCUCUACUGAAAAAAUUGAGGAAAAAAUGAAAGAAGAUGACAUGGAUUCCUCUAACUGGAUUGUCCCUAGAAAUCCUGAUGUCAUGGAGACUACUGUUCAAGAUAUACAGGUGAAAGAAGUCAUACAUAAUAAAUUUGCUUCGGCUUGUCAAACUGCUACUAACCCUUCUCAGAUUGUGGAGGUGACUGGUGAGGUGGACCCUGGGCUAAAGACUUCAUGCAGCUAUAUGGUACAACUCCCAUCUUCUGAAAACAUGGAGGAGAUCAUUCUUACCCCUCCACUAGCGCCUGAAGCCCCACUGAGAUUCAGCAAACGUAACGCCUCUGGGAUGCAGGACAAGAUUGAGGACAAGGCCAAGAAACUGGCUAGUAAGAAAAAUCUGGAAGGUGACAAUGAGUUGAUUAGUAGAGCUAAUAAGAUAGGGGUAGACAUACCCAAUGAUAAUUUCGCUGUUGUUGACAUUAUUAGAGAGCUUGAAUGCGCCCGAAAAGAAUUAGAAGAUAAAAAGGAAGAUAACAACACUGAAAUAGUACGGGAUAACUUGAUUGUGACAGACAGUUUGGGUAGGAAAACCCCUGUGAAUUUCGAAUGGUUGGACCAGGAAGAACAUAUAUAUGAACAUAUCUCUUCUGUUAACCUAAGAAAAAAAACAUAGCAAAUCUGCUGUAAAAUUCCUAGGCCUAUGACUAGGAGUCAGAAAAGAAACACUUCUGAGGAAGACUUGUUAGGUAACCCUGCCCCGUCUCCUGGUAGGGUUACUCAGGCCAAAUUCCACAAAAAACGUUCCAAAUGAGAGGACUCAUUUGGAACUGUCGAGGGGUGGGCAAGAAAGGGAUGGCCACCUGCCUCUCAGACAUGAUUAGUGACCAUUCCCCUGACUUCUUAGGUCUGCAAGAAACUAUGAAGAAAGAGUUCACACCUAAAUGUUUGAGGAGAAUUGACCCCUUUGACAUAUUCCAGUGGAACUGGGUGCCUUCUAUUGGCAAAUCUGGGGGCAUUUUGU
Molecule: messenger RNA, 2097 nt
Organism: Aegilops tauschii subsp. strangulata
Lineage: Eukaryota; Viridiplantae; Streptophyta; Magnoliopsida; Poales; Poaceae
Source: RefSeq, a predicted model, not a curated record